AUGAGUUCUCAAGGAGGCAUCAACCUGACCGACAUUCCUCUCACACCAGCGUGUGCCAAUCCUGGAGGACAAAAUCGCCUACCCGACCGGGUUGCGGGCACUUAUGUACCACAAGAGCACUUUCUCCCAGCAUCCGGACAUGCUCACCGCGUAGAGAGACAGCGCCGCCGCCAUGAGAAGGAAGAGGUGGUAGCUCGCAAAGCUGGUGGCGCCUGGAAGGGUCGCGGAUGCGUCCCCGCCGGUGGAUGCUACGGCCGCAGUGGCCGAGAGGGCCGCAAGAGGAGACGAGUAUGGCUGGGUGUGUGUGCUGCAAUUUUUGCAAUCAUUCUGAUCAUCAUCCUCUGCGCGACGCUUAUCCCGCGGGGAGGAGCCCCUCCCCAAAUUGACAGCAUCUUUGUCAAUCUCACCGACUUCCCUCCCAUGCCGACUGGGGUUCUCUCCGUGGUUGGCCCUGACAAUACUGCCGCCGUCACUGGAUGCAGCAGCCCGUCUACAGUAUGGAGCUGCGCGCUACCGAAGGAGGAACAAGAGUCUGUGGCACCUUUCCGCCCCAAUCAACCGACGUUCGUCAUGCAGAUCCAGUGGGAUAACAGCACCCGAAAUCUGUGGAACGUUCCCAAUGGCGAGAUACCCGUCCCAGGGUCAAAGACUACGAAACGCAAUGUGAAGCGAGGCAGCCUCAUCGCCAGAGCUGGUGCUUUCAUCCGUCGACAAAACCCGGCUUUCAAACCCAGCCCCAAGGCUCCGACUUUCCAAGAGAUGUACUUUCUCGGCAACACAACUGAUGGCAUCGUCUCGAGUGAAAAGGGUGGCGAGCCAACCCCCUUCUUCCUCAGCAUCCUCAAGUCUGCGAAUGAAACCGUGGGACCCAACGCCAUGGAUAGGCGCCAGGACUCGUCCGGCGAUAUCUCGGUCAACCUCCCUGCCCCCGACCUAGAGGCUGACGGCACCGGAGCUCCCGCGCAGCUCUUCCCUAACGCCGUACAGCAGCCUGUUCGUCUCUAUGACCGCGGCUUGCCGACGGAACACUACGGCUUUUAUACCUACUUCAAGCGCACCAUCUAUCUCAAGUCUGUAACAACCCUGAACGGUAGUGACGAGACCGACGUGCCCCUUGACGAGAACGGCGGCUCUCGCAGAAGCGAGGCCAAGUUCCUCGUGACGUGGUCGCAGACGCGUUUCCUCGUGCAGAUCUGGACACGAUCGGACAACAACACCCAGCUUCUUGGUACCCGAAACAGGGCCAGCUCGGAGCAGCCUGGCACGAUGCCUUACCCCGUCACCAUCAAGACGGACACUCACGGCGGCCAGUCAGGCGAGAAGUUUGUUUGGCACUGGCCAGUGAACGACAGGCAAGGCAUCGAUACCAGCGAGCCAAAGUUGCUUCCCAACGACCUGAGCUUCGGAGGCACGAGAGUGAACCCACGUAAGAAUGAUGAUACAUCAUUUGGAGGAUUUGAUGGCGGCACUGGUGGUUGCCGUUGUGAAUGGGCGAAUUUUAUUGCGAAAAGAGAUACCAAUACUAACUGA
Colletotrichum gloeosporioides is the source of this 1530-nucleotide messenger RNA. RefSeq lists its product as uncharacterized. Bases 1 to 1530 code for a protein of 509 amino acids. The transcript has a single exon. NCBI's taxonomy places the organism in Eukaryota, Fungi, Ascomycota, Sordariomycetes, Glomerellales, Glomerellaceae. The record is from RefSeq and is a predicted model, not a curated record.